Molecule: messenger RNA, 2509 nt
Organism: Dendrobium catenatum
Lineage: Eukaryota; Viridiplantae; Streptophyta; Magnoliopsida; Asparagales; Orchidaceae
Product: la-related protein 1B
Exons: 6
Coding region: 257-1882 (541 amino acids)
Molecular function (GO): RNA binding
Source: RefSeq, a predicted model, not a curated record
CUCCCCGGCUUCGGAAAUACGAAGCUGACCGAGGAGACGAGGAAGGAGGGAGGUGGAGACAAAAGAGAGGGACAGAGCCUUCCCUCGCUUGUGCUGCAAUCGGAUCCCUUUUCUUUUGAAGGAAAGAAGAAUGCAUCACUAAGUUUUUUCUCAAUCCCGUUUCAUCGGUGCAGAACAUAAUCCCCCUCCUCCCUCCCUCUCUCUCUUCAGGCUUCUUUGAUCGGAACCCUAAAGAAUUAACCACUUCUUUCCGGCGAUGGCAUCCUCUGUCGAUACUACCUCGUCCCCUCGCUCAGCACAGGAAAUCUCCAAUGUUUCCUCUGAUUUUACGCAAGGCUACGACGCCUUGGCUCUUUCCUCGCCGUUGGCCUCCCCGAUCGCUUCUAUGGUGAUACCAGAGCGAUAUCCGCGGAAGCCAUUCGUGCAAGCCCAGUCGCCACGCUGUUCAUCUGGUUCGGAUCAUGGCGGCAGUGGCAAUGCGGCCGACUUUUCUCCCAUCAGCCGAGGGAAGAAGCCAGCUUGGAACGUUCCAUCUAAUAGUGCGAUCGAGGUGGGGUCCGUCAUGGACACCACCUCUUGGCCUGCGCUCUCUGAAUCUGCCAGGGCUUCGCCAAAAUCGUCCUCUUCUGAUUCAGUCAAGGCCCUCUCCGACGGAUCAGUCUCGGCUCCGCCGGUUUCCUUGUCAUCAUCUCCCUCCUCAAGGCAAGCUGAGAAUUAUCAAAAGCUUAAUUCAACUCAGAAUUCUCUGUCUCCCCGCGAUAAGAACAUGAAGCGCGGAGCAGUUACUGGGGGUGGUAGCAGCGGAGUAUCUAAUGUUGGACUGGCCAUGCCAUCUUCCUUGCCAGUCUUAACAGAAGCUAGCCUGUCAGUGACGGGCAAACAACCCUCUUUGGAAAAUUCUCCAAGAGGCUUCCCAAACCAGAGCAACAACAGCAAUGAUAAGGAAAGGAAUCAUUACUCCAAGUCCGGUGGGUUUUCUUCUCAUUCCCAUGGGGGGUAUGAUCAUCAGCGGAACUACGGUGGGGGCAGAAGGGGAAGCAAUAGCCACCAUGGAAAUUAUGGUAACAGGCGCGAUGGGGAUCGUGGAGGUAAUGAAUGGAGUCAUCGGAAUAUUGGUAGAGGUGUCCACUUGCAACAGCUACAUCAACAGCGAGGUGUUGGGCCAUACCCAAGGGCUCCAUCUGUAGCAGCAGCACCCUUCGUUGCACCUCCUCCAUCUGUUAUACCUUUUUCCAAUCCUAUGGGAUUUCCAGAUUUUCAAUCUCCCAUUUACUAUGUUGCUGCACCCACGCAUCCCGAGUCCCUUAGAGGUGUCCCAUUCGCUUCUCAUCCAGCCCAUACUCCACAAGUAAUGUUAUUUCCUGCUGUUGACCCUCAGCGCGCUAUGUUGCUAAAACAAAUAGAUUAUUAUUUUAGCUUGGAAAACUUGUGCAAAGAUUUAUACUUGAGGCAGAAUAUGGAUGAACAAGGCUGGGUUCCAAUAUCCUUGAUAGCUGGCUUCAAUAGGGUGAAGCAACUGACCAACAAUAUGCAAUAUAUAAUAGACACCGUACAACUAUCCAAUGUUGUGGAGGUGCAGGGUGAUAAAAUAAGGAAACGUAAUGAUUGGAUGGCUUGGAUUCUGCACCCAACAGAUAAUUUGGUUUCUGCUUCUGACCAACCAUCUCCAGUUGCCAAUUUGGAUGGUCUGGAAGCUCACUUUGGUAAUGUUUACUUAGACUUGGAUGCUCCUAAAAAUGAGGCAGCUCUUGCAAGAUCUGCCUCCGUGAAACUAAAUAGUCAGAUUUCUGUAAGAAAUUCUGAGGAUGGCGAUGUUCAAGUAGGUACAUAUUCUGAUCGUAUCUGGAACAUGAGAACUCUACUUAGAAGUGACACAAUGUAAGUUGAAUUUUGAAAGUCUUAGAAUUGCUAGAUGAUAUUUCAUUCCUAUAUAUAGUCCAAAAACAUAGUCCAUCUGACUUGGCAAACUCCAACUUCUGAAUUCAUCCUUGGACACUGUACUUGGACAAAAUAUCAUUGCUCUUUGGAAUUAUGAAGGGGAUAUCUAUAGAGUAAGAGAGUUAUUUUGGGAUAUUACAAGGAAAAAUGAAAAAGAGCGAUGCUCUAGGUUGGGUAAAUCUGGUAAAAAAUAAGAGAGAUAGGAAGCUGUCUUUGCUGUGAGCUUGUAAAGACUAGCAUGGCUCAUGUUCCUGGAUGGUGGUGAAAUAUAUGCCUUUAUUCCUGUUUCUUUUGAUAGCUUGUUCAAUAUUUUGAGGAAGAAUCUAAGCUGAGCUGGUUGUCAUGUUCUUGAGUUUGGGGAAGGGAAAUAGAAUAAAGGGCAUGGGUCUGAGCUUUUAUUUAGGGAAUUUACUGCUUUUUUUUUAGAAGUGGAAAUUGACUCCAAUUUAUUAUUCAUAGAGAGAUUUAUUUUUCAUUCUAAGUUUGUAAUGGUAUAAAAUUCCCAAAUUAUGAUGUUGGUUUAACUUAAGUAUUUCAAAUUAAUUUUAUUGCAACUUACAUUUAGUCUGGA